UGGACGGCUGGUUGGCUUGCGAGCAAGUAAGUAAAUUGUAAUUUCUUGCAGUCGUCAGAUAGGUAGUAGACAUUGAACUUAGGCAGCCGUAACAACACACUGAAAAUUAUUUUUAUUAAUAAUAAAUACUCUACUAAACCAAGAACCUGAAACACUACAUAUUUUUUAAAUAACAAGAAGCAAAAAAAAAAGAAACUAAAAUUUUAUAUGUAAAAGCAAGAAAAUCAUCAUCAUCAUACUUUUUCUGCUAGUGCAAGUGAAUGAAAAUUGAUAAAGAAAAAUUAUUAUUAAAUAAAAGUGUUGGAAAUGUAGAAAUAUCAACAAACUUGGCUGAACCUGAGAGAUAACAAUUAAUUAAUUAAUUAAAUCUUACAAGAAAAAUAUUAACAAAUCUAAAGCAAAGCUAAGAAGAAAAAAAAAUAGUAAAACAAAAAGUGUUUAUUAAAAGUUGUGAAAAGAAAAACAUGAAUGCCUAAAAAUAUUAAUAAUAUAAAACCUGAAAUUGUUUAAAAGAUGUAAAAUUACAAAAUUUUCCUUUUUCGUGAGAAGUGAAUGAAAAAAAAAACACACAAAUGCAAAAUUUUGUGUACCCUUAAAAAACCCCUGGUGCGCGCUGCCCUCCCUAUACUCUACAUAUAAAACAGCAAAAACAACAACAACAACAACAUAUGCACAUAUGUAUAUAACAUUACAACAACAGCAUGAAAAACGGUAUUAAAAUCAUUUAAAGGAAAAUUUGUAUUCGUUCGUUAUUGGUUCAAAAUAAAUAUUUAAACGAAAAAAUUGUUUCGAAAAAGGUUUUAAUAUAAAAAUUUCAAAUUUAUAUUAUUUUGCAACUUAUGAGCAAAAAGUGCUAAAGUGAAUUUUAAUAAAAAAAAAAAAUAACAAAAAGUGUUGAAAAAAAGAAGAAAAUGUUUCGAUAUCUUUGAAUUGUAUCUAAACCCAUUUUACUACUCAUACAAAUGAAACAAUUCUCAUGUCACGGUUUAAUUGGAUUCAAGUUGAAUUGAGAGCAACACAACAAACGCGCGGCGUUUCAAGUAUUCCUGUGGUUUUCAUACCCACAACAAAAACAACAACUACAUCACAAAUCAAACAAAUUCAGAUAUAUCCAAAACUCUCCCAAACACAGAGAGAGAGUCCCACAACUUUCCCAUAGAGAGCCAGCAUAGAGCAUAUUAAACGAAUAUAAGAGCAUAUUUUGAAAACCAGUGGAAGGAUAUAGCAACAAAAACACACACACAAAAAAAAUAUUCAAAAAGAGUCGCGUGCGUAUUUUCAUCAUCAACAUCAUCGUUAAAUAUUUCAAAAACCAAAAAAAAAGUAGCUGCAGCAGUAGAAAAGCAGCAGCUUUAUAACUACACCGCGUUAAGGAAACACCUUGCUUUUUUGGAAACCAAUACUAAAGCACACACUUACAUACACACACAUACAUUCAUACUAUCUACUUGUACAAAAAAGGAACCGAAAACGAAAAAGUUUUGAAACCAGUCAGCAGCCACUUCGACUUGUAACUUGAAAUAAAAACUUUCCAUGUUCAAAUUUCAAACAGCCAAAAUUGUCAACAUUCAAAUUUCUUAUAAAAUUUAAGACCUUCAGCUAAGAACCCCAUCAAUUAUGGAUCAGCCUUUAAAGAAUUCAAAACACGCCACAACAUCUUCUUUGGAAGGAACGACAGCGUCAGCAACAACAACGAUGACGGCAACACAAAUGAGGGCGACAUUAAUAUAUUUAGCGCCUUUUUUGCAACCGUGUAAGAAUGUUGUUACAUCCACAACCAAGUCUACUACGGCAACGGCAACAGCAACAACGACGACACGAGCCCAGUCAAUGCCACAUCAGUGUUUGGGUAAUGAACAAGAUAUUGCAACAACGGCCACAGCAACAGCAGCCGUGGUAUUACAGCAACAGACACAUGUGGCCCGUAAUCGUCUGAAUAGCAGUCGUAAUAAUCAUAAUAAUGCUAUAAAUUCAAAUAGCACCAUCAUUAACAACAACAACAACAAUAACAUUAACAACAACAGCACUAGCAGUAGUAGUAGACCUUGUUGCAGUAAUACUCCCAAUACGAAUCACAAGACUACGGCAACUAUGAGUUGUACAACGGAGUGUGUUGCAAGUAAAAUGAGUAGUGGCAUGAGUAAAAGUAGCAGUUGUAGUAGUACUACUACAAGUAGUAGCAGCUGUUGUCAUAAUACUAUGCAACAACAAGAAUCUGAAUACCAGGAGGAAAAGCAGGUUAAGGAGCAAAAUUUACAACAAAAGGAUAAAUAUUAUAAAAAUUAUGAAAUGCCUGCCUUAGAGACCACAACAACGAUAAAAACAACAACAAUGCAAUACGCCUCUAAUAAUAAAACAAGACAACAAACACAGCAGCAGCAGCAACAGCAGAAAGAACACCUUAAAGAAGACAGACCCUCGUCAUUAUCUAAAACAUUAUUAUCAACUUCUUCUUCUUCAUCGUGCUCCUCAACUCUAAGCUCUCCUUUGGCAACCUCAUUUGUAAACUAUGCGAACAAUCGUAGUACAAAAUAUUUACGUGAACGUGGUCGUAGGAAUAUACUACAGCAACAACAACAACAGGAGCAGACUUUAAAACAAAAAACACAUGGUUCCAUAUUAAAACAACAACCACCACCACUAGCACUUAUGCAGCAAACUGUGAGGCAUGAAGUACAAGUACAGCAAGAAGUAGAUACUGAAAAACAACAACGAAACUUAACGUGUGGUCGUGGUCCUUACAUUGCGAAGGACCAUCACAGCAACAGCAACAACAACAACAACCACAUUAAAACUAACAACACUUCAGUGUUGUCAAGAUGUCAUUGUUUAAAUAAUAAUCAACAUAAUAAAAAUAAUAACAGCAAAAUUAUGCUCAGCAAUGUCCAAGACAUCAUGCAGCACAACCAACUCAAUAUAGAAACCAACCGCAUGAAAACUCUCAUGUACUCGAAUAACUGUGAUGACCAGCCAGACAAUGAUGCAGACUAUAAUGAUGAUGAUGAUGACAAAGUGGAGCAGGAUGAGACGGUGUAUGAUAAUCACUCGGAUGCUGGAAAUAUUAAGGAAAAUAUUCAUUUAAGAUUAAGAAAAAAUCAUCAUCAGAUGCAGCAGGAACAGGAGGAGGACGAUGAUAAUGAACAGAAUGAAAAGAAUACAACACACCAGAAUUCCUAUAUUAAUUAUAAAGAAUUAUUAUUUAACACAAAUCCAAAAACCAUUAAAACUAUACAACACUCACACUCGCCCUCACCAACAACUACAACACAAUCUUCAUCAUCAACAACAACAACAACAUUUUUAACAAAUCCUUCGUAUACAACGAUAUUAAAUAAGGAAUGUAGGUGCUUUAAACAAUAUAAACGUGAUACUAUUGGCAGCGAAUGUAAUUUAGAACAAAAGAAUUUGAAAAUAAUUGAAGGAGCAGCAUCGCCAUCAUCAUCAUCAUCAGCAUCACUUAGUGAUAACUAUUGUAUGAUCAAUACUAGUGGCGUCUCAUUAAGUUCUCCCACAGUUUUGGACAAUUUGUGGCAAUUGCUGCAAGGCGAUAGUUUGGCGUCAUCAGUUGGCUGUUCCCAGUUGUAUAAAACGGUUGCGGUUUCAAAGUGGUUGUUUAUGUGGCUGUUAUUUGUAAUGCUGUCAACAUCGGCUCAUGGUUGGGCGGGACGAAAUGAUGUGCCCACCAAUUGUACAUUUCCUGCCCGCUGGGAGGGCUCUUGGUUCCUAUCGGGCUAUCAACAAUCUAUACACAUUAAAGGUUCCCAAUUUAGUUAUAGGGGAAGAUGUGCUGCUUCGGAUGGUAACAAAUAUUUAAUUGUGGACGAGAAAGGAUGUCAUCGGUGCCUGGUCAUUUAUGAGAAACACAACAAUGUGUUGCAGUAUAAAGAAAGUGAGUGCGAAGGUGAUAGUAUGUAUAUGCAUCAAACAAAUCCAUCUGCAAUGGCGAUGCGUAGCGUUUUAAAUCAAAAAACCAACAAUAAUGGUGGUGAUCAUAGGGGGGGAGCUCAUCCCAAUUUGAACGGGCAUUCAAGACUAUCCUCAUCGGAUCAAUAUAUAAUGAGAUCCAAUGAUGAUAUGAAUGAUUGUCCCCCAGACUUUUGCAAGGGUCGUGAAACGUUACAGAAUCUCUGUGAUCAAAUACCAGGUGAUGCAUUAUUAUACUCACUAUUUAGAGAGAGUGCUGAACCAGUGAAAUGUCCUCUAAAAGGCCCAUUUAUCUUCACUUAUAACCGAGGCAAUGGCGAGUGUAAAAGUCCUGUUUCCAAUAUUGAAAGUUGCACCGAAGACAGUCGUUUGUUAUUAAGUUUUCAGGCCUGUCCAGAUGUUGUGGGUACAGAAAGCACGGUGGAGGAACUCACUUGUCUGGCUACUUGGAAAGAUGGUAAUUCUCGUUAUUUGGUGGGUUUAGUGUCGCAUCAUCAUGCCAUAUCGAAUGAGGAACGUUAUCGUUGUUUUGUCUAUGAGAAAAUAUCCUCAUUAAUGGAUCUUGGCCACUUUGCUGGACCCAGUAUGUCCACUUCCAAAGAUGCGGAGUACAAAUUGGCACAAUCGGGAGAUGCUACCUGUAAUGGGUUGGAUAGUGCAGAGGUGGGAUCCCGUAUAAUGUCCUUGCGCAAACCGCCCGUCACCGAGAGAUGUGACUUCCCGGUAUGGUUCAAAGGUCCCCGACAUUGGCAUGUAUUAAUGGGAAAUGCGGUCUACAAUUAUCAUUCAAAUGAUGGUUCCAUACACAUUAUCAAACCCAAUGGUUACAUGGAAACUCGAGCAUUGUGCGAGCAAAUCAAUAAACAAACCUCCACGGAAAUGAUGUCGGUUGUACACUAUACCACAGGAUGUCAAUCCGGAUUUAUGUGCAUGAUGUUUUAUCGCCGUGAUACACAUGUCAUUGAAAUACAAACGGGUAAGCCAGCCUCGCGACUAGAAGAUGCCUGUGCCCCCGAUCAUUUCGAUAUCAAUAAAACUCCCUAUAUAACAUUAUUGGCCUCUAAUCCUGAUCCUCAAAUUUGCCCCAUGGAAGGUUUAUACAGUCUAAGAGGUGCUAUAGGUCCUCCUUACUUGACCACUAGACAUAAACGUAAUCACAAUAAGGUACAUGGCCUACACAAUCAUCAUCACCAGUAUGAAGGCCCAGGAGGGCGAGAGUAUUUGCAUAAAAGACACAGCUCCCUUAGUUUCCGCAAUUCCCAGCAUGAUGAAAAGAAUGCCUGGCAUUCGAAUACCCGUGGUCUUCCUAUACGUUCACGCCGUGAUGCUUCUAGUACGGUUACUCCUUUGGCCACUUCAGAUACAAAUCAAACACAAGCAGCCAAGACCACCCAAGAAAUUUUGGUGGUGGGUAAUAGCACUAAUGUUGGUUUCGUUCAGAAUCCCGGUAGUGAUACUAGAUUAAGGAGUAGACGCAAUGUUCCUGAAUGUGUUACAAACUAUAAGGCCCAACGUCAGUUGUGGGUGGGCUGCACGGAGGCGAAUGUGAUUGAUGUGCGCCCAUUGUGCAAUGAUGAGGGUGAUGAAGAAUAUUCCUGUCAUGGUUCUUGGUCCGAGAAUAGUACGGUCUACAUAAUUGCCAGACAUAAAGGUACUAAGCAUGGUGUUUGCAUAAGCUAUCGGCCGACCGAAGGCACCUCAGCCAAACUGGUGGUGGGAGAUGCCUGCUAUCGAGGCACACUAAAGCCACCCGAACAUCAUUUAGUGGCCAAUUUAUCAAUAUUUGGUAAAUGCGGUGAAACCGGCUCCCACUCCCCCACCAUGCCCGUAGUCAGUUGGUUUAACUUGCUGCUGGCCACCAUAUUAAUAACAUUUUUGAGUCAAUUGCCCAUACAAAGAUGAUUUCGUAACUAAGAAACUUCGCUUCAACAUAAUCUAGACUUAAGUAUAAGCAUUUAACGAAAUAAGCUGACAUAUACAUACAUAGUAAAAACAAAAGAAGAAAGAAAAAAGUUUUCAAUCUUUAAAAAUUAACAAAAUAUAUAUUUCAAAAAACAAAAAACUGAAAAAUUAAUUUGCAAAAACAAACUCACAUGUUAAAAACACAACAAAACCAGAAACCAUUUUUUUUUAAUUUAAGAACUAAAACAGAAAUU
Messenger RNA from Calliphora vicina (urban bluebottle blowfly), 6080 nucleotides. RefSeq names its product argus (gene aus). Bases 1618 to 5826 code for a protein of 1402 amino acids. The transcript is spliced from 15 exons. NCBI's taxonomy places the organism in Eukaryota, Metazoa, Arthropoda, Insecta, Diptera, Calliphoridae. The record is from RefSeq and is a predicted model, not a curated record. Gene Ontology annotation, biological process: autophagosome-lysosome fusion.